This is a messenger RNA of Acanthosepion pharaonis, 522 nucleotides long. The record is from the annotation of a GenBank genome assembly. NCBI's taxonomy places the organism in Eukaryota, Metazoa, Mollusca, Cephalopoda, Sepiida, Sepiidae.
AUGCGCUCUUGCUCUUUCUGCAUCUCUCUCCCACUCUCUCUCUUUCUCUGUCUUUCUCUUUCAUUUUAUUUCUUUCUCUGUAUACCUCUCUCUCUCUCACUCUCUUUGUCUCUCUCUCGCUCUCUCCCUCUUUCUUUCUCUAUUUCUAUAUCUCUCUUCUUAUCUCUCUCUCUUUUUCUCUCUGUCUCUAUUUCUCUACCCCUUCUUCUCUUUCUCACUCUCUUUGUUUCUCCCCCUCUGUCUCUUUCUCUCCCUCUCUCUCCCUCCCACCCUCCCUCUCUCUCUUUCUUUCUCUCUCCAUCUCUCUCUUUCUCUCUUCCCCACUCUCUUUCUUUCUCUCUCUAUCUCUCUGUUUCUCUCUCUCUCUUCCUCACUCUCUUUCUCUCUCUUAAUCUCACUCACUCUGUCUCUCUCCCUCUCUUCUUUCGAUUUCUCCCUCUCUGUCUAUAUCCCCCCUCCGUCUUUCUCCCACUCUCUCUGGAAAGGGAACAUACACCGUUUUCUCACAGAAUGAACGUUUAA